AUGUCGGACGACGAGGCGGACCCUGAGCUUCUGGCUCUCCUGCGCCAACACCUCCAAGGCAAGCCCGCCGUCGAGGACGAGCCCGAGACGGGCGUGCUCGAAGGCGCAGAAUUCGUCUACGACCAUGGCAUCGACGUGGCCAUCGACAUGCGGGCCACCAAGAACGCCGCCGAGAGCAUCUACAACCAGAUGCAGGAGAAGAGCUUUUCGACGGCCUCUUGGUCAGAGCAUGAGCUGCACCCCAAGGCCAAGGACGAGGCUACCGUCGCCUUCAUCUUCACCAUGGACCUGCUGAACUUUUCGUUCUGGUCCGAGCUGCCCGACGAUGAGAGAUUCGCCAUUGAGUAUCGCGGAAAGAGAUGGACGGGGUACUGGAGCCUCGUUGCUGCGCUGCAAAGAGCGCUUGAUGAUGACAUUCCGAUCACCGACCCGCACUUUUGGCAGAGCGAGGACGAGUGCAACCUCGAGUCGCUGCGGCACAUCUUUCGCUCUUGCACGGAGGAAGGGAUGCCGCUGCUAGAAGAGCGCCUUGAAUGCUUGAGAGAGAGCGGCCGGGUUCUUUACGAGCGGUACGAAUGCUCCGUCACCAACCUCAUCGCCUCGGCAGACGGCUCCGCCGCACGCCUGGUCAAUAUCUUGGCCCGGGACUUCUCGUGCUUCCGGGACGAGCAUUCCUUCCCGGGCAGAGAGAAACCCAUAAGGCUGCUGAAGCGGGCCCAGAUCUUGGUUGCGGACCUCUGGGCCUGCUUCCAAGGCGAAUCCUACGGCACGUUCCGCGACAUUGACAAGAUCACCAUGUUUGCCGACUACCGGGUGCCGCAAAUACUAAUCUCUCUCGGUGCGCUCUACUGCAGUCCGUCUGUGGCCACGGCAAUCAAGGACAAGCAGCUGCUGAAGAGCGGCAGCAGCUGGGAAGUGCAAUUGAGAGCAUGCAGUAUAUGGUGCGUGGAGCUGAUCCGGAGAGAAAUCCGGAGGCAUCAUCCCAACACUCAUGUGAAUGCCAUUUUGAUAGACUUCUUCUUGUACGACAAGAUGAAGGAACUAGAAGCAGAGGGGAAAGAGGCGUUCCCUCAUCACAGGACGAGAAGCAUAUGGUACUAG
Molecule: messenger RNA, 1101 nt
Organism: Purpureocillium lilacinum
Lineage: Eukaryota; Fungi; Ascomycota; Sordariomycetes; Hypocreales; Ophiocordycipitaceae
Source: RefSeq, a predicted model, not a curated record